Molecule: messenger RNA, 1363 nt
Organism: Drosophila miranda
Lineage: Eukaryota; Metazoa; Arthropoda; Insecta; Diptera; Drosophilidae
Product: secretion-regulating guanine nucleotide exchange factor-like
Exons: 3
Cellular component (GO): cytoplasm
Molecular function (GO): guanyl-nucleotide exchange factor activity
Source: RefSeq, a predicted model, not a curated record
ACAGAAAGCGAGACGCGUAGGCCGCAGCGCCUGACCAGACACUCCUUCGCCCCCCAGCUGGUGCGCUGCAUUCGCGGCGGCGGGGGGCACGUACUCGUCCUGGACACGAGCGGAAGGGUGCACGCCUGCGGCUGGAACAAUCGCGGACAACUGGGCCUGGACUCGACGGAGGAGUGCCACAACGAGUUCCAGAUGAUUCCCUCAGAGUACUUUGAGGAGGUGCCCAUUGAAACGGUUAGCUGCGGCUGGGACAUCUCUGGCGGGAUAACCCUGACCAAGCGACUCUUCGUGUGGGGCUCCAACGCCUUCCAGCAGCUGGGGAUCUGCCAGCGCGGGUUCAUGGCCGUCCGUCGGCCCCUCCCCGUGCGGCUGCCCAAGGAGGAGCCUGCGCUGGCCAUCAGCUUCGGGCUGCGCCACUGCGCAGUGCUCACGCAGGACCACAAGAUCUACGUGUUCGGGCGGCUGCGCGUCAUGGACCCCCCGCCCAUCGAGCUGGACAUCACGGCCACCACCCUGCACCGCUGCAACACGAUGAAGAUCCAGGUGCACAAUCCGAACGAGCUGCGCAUCGUGGCCCUCUCCAGCGGCCAGCACCACAUGCUGCUCAAGUGCGUGGACCUGACCCAGGAGGGCGGCAGCACCAAGCGGAUUCUGUCUUUGGGCGACAACAAGUUCGGCCAGUCCAACGCCUUCCUCUUCGAGGAGGACGUGCGGCAGCUGGCCGUCGGCUGGACCCACAAUGCGGCGCUGCUCCGCAACAACGAGAUCCUCAUGUGGGGCCGCAACUGCUACGGACAGCUGGGCACGGGCUCGAUCAGCGAGCAGCAGGCGGUGCCCCAGCCACUGAGCCUCCGACUGCCCGACGGCCAGACGCCUGCUCGCGUGCACAUGGGGGCAGAGCACGGCCUGCUGCGGACCACAGCCGGCGAGAUCUACACCUGGGGCUGGAACGAGCACGGAAACUGUGGCAGCAACAGUACAGAGAAUGUAUGCAGCCCUACACUCGUGGAAAUCCCGGGACGCGUGAAGUUGGCCGGAGCUGGCUCGGGCUUCUGUUACGCCAUUUCCGAGUCGUCUGUUAAUUAAUUUUAUAAUAAAUGUUAAAAAUGCUUAAAAAUACUAAACGGAAUAUCGAAAUUGAGGUAUUUGAUGUCGGAUCAUGAGCAAAAUUGUACGAAUAAUCAAACCCAAGCAGUUGGCGCUCUUUCUUCCAUCGAUAGUUGAAGAAACAUCGAUGUAUCGAUAGUAACAAUGAAGUUUUUCAACCUUCAGCAGCUUUACUUGAACUCCGCGGAAUUUUCGUUGCAAAUACUAUUUGCCAUUUUACAGUGAAAAUAAAGUGCUUUGUUUUUCAAAAACUUAA